UUAAAGCGCUGCUGCUGUGUGGCUCUGUCAGCAGAAAGCAGAGCCCUUGGAGCGCUCUGGGCUUUUACGCACUGAAAGUCCGCGCCGAUCUUCUCUGAGACUCGGCAGCAGUGUUUAACGUUACUGCCAAAGGAGAGCUCUGUUAUUCUCGUUGAGCGAGAAAAUCUUUUUUUUUUUUUUCCCUCUGGUGGAAUUUGCGCACUUACUUGGACAUACUGCAAAGAGGAAUCCGCUUUUACGCACUUCAGGCUGGCUCAUCGUUGGGGCUUUUCCUCGUUUGCAGAGCCCCCCCAGAGUAUAUUUGCGAAGAGGAGAGGGUUGACAAAAGGCUUUUAAACGGCCGGGAUAAAUGUAGCAGGGGGGUGCGGAUCACGCAGCGGGCGAGAGUGGCGUGUUUUCGUGGCGAAGCUGUUGGAGUUGGAGUUGUGUGACAAAUUCUGCAAUGAGGAACGCGUAUUUUAAAACCCGCAACACCAAAGCCUCCGAGGUCACGGUAAUGGCUUCUCUCGGUUGCAGUUUGUAAGAAGGAAGAUCUGUGUACACUGUAAGUGUCGUCGCGAGGAGCAUGCAGUGACAGCCAUGCCCGUAGAGAUGGAGAAGACGGUCACCAAACUGAUGUACGACUUCCAGAGGAACUCGACCUCGGAUGAUGACUCAGGCUGUGCCUUGGAGGAGUACGCCUGGGUUCCACCGGGUCUCAAACCUGAACAGGUUCAUCAGUACUACAGCUCCCUGCCUGAGGACAAGGUGCCCUACGUGAACAGCCCAGGGGAGAAAUACAGGAUCAAACAGCUACUCAAUCAGCUCCCGCCCCACGACAAUGAGGUGCGCUACUGUAACAGUCUGGAUGAUGAGGAGAAGCGAGAGCUGAGGCUCUUCAGUAACCAGCGGAAGCGCGAAAACCUGGGUCGGGGCAACGUCCGCCCACUCCCCGUGACGAUGAUGGGGGCGAUCUGCGAACAGUGUGGCGGCCAGAUAAACGGUGGAGACAUCGCUGUGUUCGCAUCCCGGGCAGGUCACGGUGUGUGUUGGCACCCUGCGUGCUUCGUGUGCAGCAUGUGCAACGAGCUGUUGGUGGACCUCAUUUAUUUCUACCAGGAUGGAAAGAUCUACUGCGGUCGGCACCACGCCGAGAGGCUGAAGCCACGCUGCACUGCCUGCGAUGAGAUCAUCUUUGCAGAUGAGUGCACCGAGGCAGAGGGCCGUCACUGGCAUAUGAAGCACUUUUGCUGUUUUGAGUGCGAGACUGUGCUGGGGGGUCAGCGUUACAUCAUGAAGGAGGGACGGCCCUACUGCUGUUCCUGCUUCGAGUCCCUGUAUGCAGAGUACUGCGAUUCCUGCGGGGAACAUAUUGGUAUUGAUCAAGGCCAGAUGACGUAUGACGGGCAGCACUGGCAUGCUACAGAAGGCUGCUUCUGCUGUGCACGCUGUAAACGCUCUCUGUUGGGUCGGCCUUUCCUGCCCAAGCAAGGCCAGAUCUUCUGCUCCCGCUCCUGCAGUCUAGGGGAAGAGCCUAAUGGCUCCGACUCCUCUGAUUCAGCCUUUCAAAGUGCUCGCUCCACUAGAGAGUCCAGACGCAGCUCUAAAACUACAAAGAAUGGAGGGGGAGGUGGGGUGCAGACUGAAAGAUGUUCAGGGGAAGUGGACCCAUUGUCUUUACAAAUGGAUCUUCUGAGUCUGUCCAGCCAAACACCCAGUUUGACUCGUGAGCCGCCUUCCUGGCAGAACCAGGAGCAAGCAGGCGAUGGUUACACUUAUGAAUCCCAAUCUGAUCCAACUGCUAAUCCCACACCUCUCCAGCUUCUUAGCCAGUGCAAUGUCAGAAGUGUCUAUAACCCCACCUGCUCUGGACAGAAUAAUCAACAGCAGGAUUACAGGAUCAAGGAGAAUGGAGGUUUAAAGCGACCGCCUAUUUCAGCCAUGAAAGGCCACUCUCUGAAUGAGACAUGGUUCCAACAGCAAGCUCCAGAAGAGUACUAUCCACCCAAACUGAGGACCCAAAAGAGCUUCACUGAGGUGUCCCACUGCACUCAAAAACACAAUGGCUUCUCCUCAGACAAGCGUUCGAUUAGUUUGCACGGUUUUCAGAGGGACAGAGAUGCGGGGCCUUCAGCAACUACCCAACAAACAGCAAGGAGCAGGAACCCAAUAAAUGCACUUAACUUGACAGAGCAACUGACCCCGUUAGAGCAGACCCCAAGAGGAUCCAUGGAGUCUCUGGCUCUCUCCAAUGCUACAGGCAACUCAGAUGCCGGGGGAAAGCGACAGGAGCACCUUUCACGUUUCUCUAUGCCAGACCUGAGCAAAGACUCUGGAAUGAAUGUGUCUGAGAAAAGUCAUGUGGACACCCUCAACAACUCAGGGCAGUUUCGCAGCUCUGAGUCCAUUCACAGUCUCACCGCUGGUCAGUCCUAUAUGGAAAUGAACCCUCACAGGCCCACUCAAUACCAGAUGCAGUACUGUGACCCUUCUGGCAUGGGUAUGGGCAUGGGUAUGGGCAUUACUCGUUUACCACCUGGCUUCACCUUUCAGGAGGAAGAUGGGAUUAGUUUGGUGAGCAACGCCAACGCUUCACGCUUGCCUCCCAUUAGUGAGCGCAGGGUGGGUGGAGGUGGUGGUGGUGGAGGAAGGGGAGCCAGUAUCCGGAUAGAUGCUCCAGAAGAGACUCCACAGAGGCGUAGGCACCACCAUCACCGCUCUCGGAGAUCCCGUCGUUCUCGUUCAGAAAACGCUCUCCACUUGGUGGCAGAGCAAAGACAAAGACCUCAAGAAAGACCACAGCUACAUGUCCGAGAGGAUUAUGACUGUUUCCCGCCACCAAGGAAUGCAAGGGACCAGUUUGGUGGAAGAGGAGGAGGGGGAAGAUACCAGCCCCAACUCUUCAGGCAGUGCCCCAGGACCACUUCAGACCUGAGUCUACAAAACCCUGGGGCCAACAGACGCACUGGCUUGAAUCAGUACUCCUGGGAUGAUUAUGAUGACGAUGACUGGUGCUCCACUUGCUCAUCAUCCUCAGAAUCAGAGGAUGAAGGUUACUUCUUGGGUGAACCGAUACCCAGGCCCAUCCAGCUGCGCUACCUCAGCAACCAGGAGCUGGUCCACAAGUAUAACAACGCAGGAAUGGGAGGACCCAACCGCAGUGGGCAGUUACACACCCGCAAACGCAGAAAAAGCAAGAACUGCAUUAUCUCUUAAUAUCUUGACAUUUGCUCAUUAUAUAACUUUUUAGCCCUUUUCAGACAUGCAUUCCUUACCUUUAAUCUAGCAACAUCUGAACAUGUUACUUCAGCAGUGCCAGUCUUACAAGGCACUGGAUAAGUUUGAAAGUAUGCCGUAACAUUAAUGGAUUGGCUUGGACAAUAGUAGGAUUAUGCGUGUCUGCUCUGACUUGUUAAGCUCACUAACGGACAUGAUUAUUUUGGAAGUUAAAAAGCCAGUAACUGGCAAAUGAGACACCAGUUCUCAGUAGGUGUCUCAUGGUCUCACUCUGCUCAAGGAAGCCACAAACCCUGUCCUUUUUGAAAAAACGUAAACACAAUAAACUGACCUUUUCCCCCCCACACACCGGACGAAGUUUUAAUGUCCUGCAUUUUCCACAUUUAAACACCAGUGCUGGUCAGUGCAGACCUCAUGGACCAGUGACUUCAUGUAUAUAUAAUCUUAACAUACCGUACUGAAGAUAGACUGUGAAGGAUGACUUUAACCUGUUCAGAAAACAUUAAUAAAAAGCAAUGUAAACAAGUUAGUUUGCUUCCAGCUGUUUAUAGAAGUCUUUCUUCUGAGCAUAUUACAUACCUGCAGUAAGUUAGCAGCAAGAUUUUUGUGGCACUUAGUUUAUUGUAAUUUAAAAACCAUCUUUAACGUGGAGACAGGGAUGAUGACACUGUAGACUUUAGACAAAUGACCUGUCGUAGUUUUUAGGCUACAGUUUAUAAAGUGUCUAAUCUGUUUACAAAAAUGUGUGGAUGUGGAUGUAUUCCCAUGACUACAAAUAGACCUGGCAGAAAUAUAUAUAUUUAUGAAAUGAGAGCUGAAUACAGCCAGAACGUUUUAAAGAUUUUAGUACGUAUAUAUGACAUGAGGACAGUCUCCUUCCUUCAGUGCUUUCUGAGUGAAGCCAUGAGAACAUUUAUGUAAAAUGGACCUACAUCUGAAUGACAGAACCCUCUGACUUAAACAAAUUCGUGAAGCUAGCAAUGCUACAUAUAUCCCGUGUCUGAAAAGGGCUGUUGUUCACCUUGUGUACACUAAAAUUCUCCAUCUGGAACAAAAACAAAAUCACCUACUCCAACUAUUCAGUGUUAUUUAUCAUUGAUUAUGAUGUAAUUGAAAGUCAGUGAUGAGUUACAGUCAGUUAACUGUAAAAAAACAAGUGUUUGCAUGUUUUUUUUCCCCUUUUUUUAAUGUUUCACAAUAACUCCUGAGUAUAAAGGCGAACAGUUACAUGUGCAGUUUUGUCAAGUCCCAAUGUUUAUCAAAAGCUGAGGUGCAAUUUUUUUUUUUAACUUAAUUUCCACGCAGCCAACGAGUGUACAUUAUCAGAUUGGUUUAGUUUUGCUUUUUCAUGCAAUGUGAUUUAGAUAUAGGAUAUAAUGUACUAUUGAAUUCAGUUUAAUAGUAUGUAAAUAAGUGAAAUUAUUAAUUCUUUUAAGUUAAUGAAGUCAGUGUACAUAUGGUUGUAAAUGAAGCCUCACAUAUUUUUAUAUUUGUAUAGAUGGAGUCAUUUAUGUAUUAAAUAUCUAUAAUGUAGAGCUAGAAAAAUGACCAAAACAACGUUAUGCAUGUGUUAUUUGGCUGACCUGGUCCUGCAUUUGGAAUAAAAGAGUACUUCACUGAG
Oreochromis niloticus (Nile tilapia) is the source of this 4837-nucleotide messenger RNA. It is a transcript of the gene prickle2b, whose product is annotated as prickle homolog 2b. NCBI's taxonomy places the organism in Eukaryota, Metazoa, Chordata, Actinopteri, Cichliformes, Cichlidae. Bases 580 to 3195 code for a protein of 871 amino acids. Gene Ontology annotation, molecular function: zinc ion binding. The transcript is spliced from 8 exons. The record is from RefSeq and is a predicted model, not a curated record.